CUAUGCAAACAACGUAUCCCAUGACCAUCCUAUCAUGCCUGGGACAGCAUUUGUCAACAUACAAGUCAGAGCACUCCAAAAUGGCGGAUCGUGAAGAGGACCCAGAGAAUGAAGACGACACAUGCGAGGUGAUCUACCUGACAGAAUAUGCCAGACGUCAACAAUGGUGGGGCCGCCUAUUUGGUGGGAACAAUUCGGGUCCUAUGUCUGAGAAGUAUUCGGUGGCCACACAAAUAGCCCUGGGGGGAGUGAGUGGCUGGUGUGCAGGAUAUCUUUUCCAGAAGGUGGGGAAGAUUGCAGCUACCGCUGUAGGUGGAGGAUUCCUGUUAUUACAGAUAGCCAACCACAGUGGCUAUGUGCAGGUGGACUGGAAGAGAGUAGAAAAGGAUGUCAACAAAGCCAAGAGACACCUGAAGAAGAAUGCUGACAGGGCUGUACCAGAGUUGAACUCACUUAUUGACCAGGUAGCCCACUGUAGCUGUCCACAGAGUUUGUGAAGACAAACGUAAUCAUCACCAGUGGAUUCUUUGGAGGCUUUUUGCUUGGUCUGGCAUCCUAAGAUAUAAAAAUAGAGACUUGCAGUUUAUUAAGGCUUUUUUUUGAGAGGUCUUGUCUGUCGUGCCCUUCUUAAAUGGUGGUUGGAAAAACAAGAACAGAUGCACAAUAUAUCAAAAUGAGCCAAAGUGUAAUUACACAAACCACAAAAGGGUAGUGCACUUGUACAUACUCUGUAAUGUGUACCUACAGUUACACAAUACCUACCCAUGUAUGUACCAUGUAAAUGCUAAAUGCUUGGUUUUAGUGCCACUUGAAACUGUAACCAAGAUUUUCUGCUUCUCCACCGAAUAAACAAAUCAUGUUUCUAGUCAGGCUUCAGCUCUGAUUCAAGAAAAUCGGGCAUGACCUAAAAGGAGUCAGUGGGUCCUGUGGGAAAUACUGGUCUACAAAACAGUUAAUCAACACUCUGUAAGAGCACACAGGUGUUGUGAUCCUGUACAUGGGAUCUAGUGGUCCUGUCCCACUCAGACUCAUGUAUUCAUCAUAUGAAAAGAUAGAAACAUACACUCAUUCAAUUGAUUUGAGCGGAUGCUGGAGAUCAAAGUGUGUACGUACAUGUAUGUAAAACGGAUAGGAAGAUGCCACACAUUGCAAUCUAAGCUGUAUUUAUUAAGAUCGACCUUGUGGUCCAUCAGACUCCCAUGCAUCCCGUAGAAGUAUACGUACAGUGUACUGUUGCAUUGGUUACAUGUACACACCUUAUUGGGCUGUAAUUCUGGACCUUAUUGGUUACAUUUGGGUCCAGUUCUUUUCCAGUUCAUUUGUUUAUAUUGUUAUUUUUGUCAAUAGUCCUAGUAUACUCAAGUCACCGCUAGUAUACACCGCUAGUAAACUCAAGUCAUGCAGUGCAUCAUGUUGCUCAGGAAACUAUGCAUGACAUGUCAUUUUCAUUGUAUGCAUUAAUUCUUCAGUCACGUUAUAUUGAGUGAUUUAGGAUUACUAUGGCAAUAUAUUUUGUCUUUACAAGCAGUGCAAUAUUUGCUUAGAGGUAGUGUAGCCUCUUCUCUUUCACAGAAAAGCUAUUUACCUUUGUUAUUGAAUGACAGUGUUGUUGUACUUUGUGUUUAUAUCCUUAAUAAAAGACAAUGCAGCAAU
This is a messenger RNA of Oncorhynchus masou masou (cherry salmon), 1653 nucleotides long. RefSeq names its product FUN14 domain-containing protein 1-like. Bases 3 to 497 code for a protein of 164 amino acids. The transcript has 5 exons. Gene Ontology annotation, biological process: autophagy of mitochondrion. The record is from RefSeq and is a predicted model, not a curated record. Gene Ontology annotation, cellular component: mitochondrial outer membrane. NCBI's taxonomy places the organism in Eukaryota, Metazoa, Chordata, Actinopteri, Salmoniformes, Salmonidae.